GGGAGAGGGGGAGGGGAGUGGGGGGGUAUGCAGCUCCUCUGAGGACACACCACCCAGGACAAGGAGGAAUUAUGUCGACCGUGAUGUCUCAGCCACGUCCAAAGGAGGAUGAGGAGGAGGAAGAGGAGGAGCAGGGGGAAGAGUUUGUGUUUGAUGACAGCACAGAUGAGGAGAAACCGGAGGAGGACAGUAAAGGGAUCAGAUUGGACUGUGUCAGUUCCGUCCAGGUGUCAAAGAAGAAGGAGGAUAGCGGCACAUCAGGAAACGUAUCACAGACAAUAACAGACGGUACUAAACUCCCUGAGACUUCGCCCCCUGCUGGACAGGAGGGCAUCUCCACCGAGGUCAAGGCAUCACUUUCCCCUGCAGAUGCUCCGGUUAGUGAGUCACCCAGCCGGGCCGCGGCAGCAGCAGCAGCAGCAGAGCAGCCCAGCACCCGGGCUCCCUGUGUGGGGCCGGCGCUCCCGGUGCUUCCUGUGCCUCCAUCGGCUGCGGUGAAGCCGGCUGACUCAGCAGAGCGCGGCGGGGGGGGGCGUGGAGGAAAGCUCCGGCUCCAGGGACGCCUCCGAAGAGGCGACAAGAACAGCAUAUUACAGACUCACAGCCACCUGAGGGCUCAUUGA
Molecule: messenger RNA, 623 nt
Organism: Pleuronectes platessa (European plaice)
Lineage: Eukaryota; Metazoa; Chordata; Actinopteri; Pleuronectiformes; Pleuronectidae
Product: nucleolin
Exons: 5
Coding region: 72-623 (183 amino acids)
Source: RefSeq, a predicted model, not a curated record